Thamnophis sirtalis is the source of this 1714-nucleotide messenger RNA. NCBI's taxonomy places the organism in Eukaryota, Metazoa, Chordata, Lepidosauria, Squamata, Natricidae. The record is from RefSeq and is a predicted model, not a curated record.
UGUAAAAUUUUAACUUAAAAAUCAUUAAAAUUUUACCAGACAGAUUGCUAUAAUUCAUCAUUAACUGGAGGUCAAUAGCAAAAUCUUAUGGAGACCUCAUUUCCUUCUUCUUCAGUAAAAUGUAUUUAGUAGGCAUUUGGCACAUGAUACUGUAGGAAAUCUUUAUUACAUAUUGUAUCUUUUGCUUGCAUUUACAGAAUUUUAUACAGUACUUUGGUUUUACAGCAAUAAUAUCAAAUAAAAUGAGAGUUCCUAUAUAUAAAUGAAUUUUCCGUCAUAUUCAAAAAUUGUGCUAUUUAAGUCAAUGUGAUUUAUGUUGAACUAAAGUAGAAAGAAGGAAAAUUGUGCGAUAUGCUGUAUUUUCUUUUUUGCUUUCUUUUGACUGCAUUCUUUUCCAAUGAAGGUCAACACAGAGAAGGAAGAUAAAUCUAUUAUGGCUAUUCCCAUAGCAGUUAUUGAUUGUGACCUCUUGCUAUAUGGACGUGGACAUAGGACACUGGAUCGCUUCAAGCUGGAGGAUGUUACUGAUGAAUAUCUUGUAUCUAUGUAUGGAUUUCCACGUCAGUUCAUUUAUCAUUUGGUGGAUCUUCUAGGGGCCAAUCUUUCUCGUCCGACUCAACGAUCCAGGGCCAUCAGCCCAGAAACACAGAUUCUCGCUGCAUUAGGUUUUUACACUUCUGGUUCAUUUCAGACUCGCAUGGGAGAUGCCAUUGGCAUUAGCCAAGCAUCUAUGAGUCGCUGUGUUGCCAAUGUUACUGAUGCCUUGGUGGAAAGAGCCUCUCAGUUUAUUCAUUUCCCAGAGGAUGAAGUGGCAAUACAACUUACGAAAGAUGAUUUUUAUGGGCUGGCAGGUAUGCCAGGUGUACUAGGAUUGGUUGAUUGUAAUCAUGUAGCAAUAAAGGCACCCAAUGCUGAGGAUUUAUCGUAUGUGAAUCGGAAGGGCCUUCAUUCUUUAAAUUGUCUGAUGGUGUGUAAUGCCAGGGGAAGGCUGCUAAGUGCGGAAACACACUGGCCAGGAAGCCUGCAGGACUGCACUGUGCUUCAGCAGUCGGCUCUAAGAAACCAAUUUGAAGCUGGUAUGCAGAAAGAUGGCUGGCUACUUGGUGAUAGUUCUUUCUUUCUUCGCACCUGGCUAAUGACUCCUCUGCAUAUUCCUGAAACACCUGCAGAGUACAGAUAUAAUUUGGCACAUUCAGCAACUCAUAAUAUUAUUGAACGAACAUUCAGAACACUCCAGGCUCGGUUCCGUUGUUUGGAUGGAUCAAAAGGGACAUUACAAUAUUCUCCAGAAAAAGCAGGAAACAUCAUCCUUGCUUGCUGCGUUCUUCAUAAUAUCUCUUUGGAGCAUGGGAUGGAUAUAUGGUCUUCCUCAUAUUCAGAACAAGUGGAACAUCCAGAGGAAGAAUAUGAGCAUAUGGAAUCUCUUGACUCUGAAGCUGACAGAGUUCGCCAGGAAUUAUUGCUUACACAUUUUGGUUAACCACAUUUGAGAAUAUCAUGUUGGUUUUAAGAAAAAAAGAUAGAAGGAAAUAUAGUUUGAGGAUUUUUUAAAUAGAAUUUGCCAAGAGGAUAAUAUUAUUUAUCAGUAUUUUGCAAAAAUAACAUUGAAUGUGUCUAUCUCUAAGUAUUUUGAUUCUAUUGUACAUGUUGCAUCUAUGAAAUACAUGGUUGUCUUCAGUGUCCAUCUUUAUUAAAAAUAAUUAAAUAUGUACAG